Molecule: messenger RNA, 1299 nt
Organism: Rhodamnia argentea
Lineage: Eukaryota; Viridiplantae; Streptophyta; Magnoliopsida; Myrtales; Myrtaceae
Product: L-lactate dehydrogenase A-like
Exons: 2
Coding region: 94-1149 (351 amino acids)
Biological process (GO): carboxylic acid metabolic process
Cellular component (GO): cytoplasm
Molecular function (GO): L-lactate dehydrogenase (NAD+) activity
Source: RefSeq, a predicted model, not a curated record
CUUCAAACUGCAAACCAAACAACCACCACCGUACCAAAACCUCUCUGCUCUUAAACCCACCGUUGCUGCCACCGCCAUCCCACCACAAACACCAUGCACAAGACGUCCUCAGCCUCAUCCCUUGGCCCCGGUGGCCUUGACCUGUCGCAGGCCUUCUUCAGGCCCAUCCACAAUGCCGCCCCGCCCUCCCCCACUAACCGCCACACCAAGAUCACAGUUGUCGGGGCCGGCAACGUCGGCAUGGCCAUCGCGCAGACCAUCCUCACUCAGGACCUCGUCGACGAGAUUGCCCUGGUCGACGCCAAGGCCGACAUGCUCCGCGGCGAGAUGCUCGACCUCCAGCAUGCCGCUGCCUUCCUCCCCCGCACCACCAUCCUCGCCUCCUCCUCUGACUAUGCUGUCACCUCCGGGUCCGACCUCAUUGUCGUCACGGCCGGCGCCCGGCAGGUCCCCGGCGAGUCGAGGCUGAACCUGCUGCAGAGGAACGUGGCCCUCUUCAGGGGCAUCAUUCCCGCGCUUGUCAAGCACUCUCCUGACGCCAUCCUCCUGGUCGUCUCAAACCCGGUCGACAUAUUGACGUACGUGGCGUGGAAGAUCUCCGGGUUCCCCUCGAACCGGGUCAUUGGGUCGGGCACGAACUUGGACUCGUCCAGAUUUCGGUUCUUGCUGGCGGAUCAUCUUGACGUCAACGCUCAGGACGUGCAGGCCUAUGUCGUUGGAGAGCACGGCGACAGCUCGGUCGCGUUGUGGUCGAGCAUAAGCGUCGGGGGAGUCCCGGUCCUGAGCUUCCUGGAGCGGCAACAGAUUCCGUACGAGAAGGAGAUGCUGGAGAAAAUCCACAGGGAAGUGGUCGAUGGCGCCUACGAGGUCAUAAGCCUCAAGGGCUACACGUCCUGGGCGAUCGGAUACUCCGUAGCCAGCUUGGCCCGGACCCUUCUCCGGGACCAGCGGAGUAUCCACCCCGUCUCGGUCCUUGCGAGGGGGUUCCACGGCAUCGACGGCGGGGACGUGUUCCUGAGCCUGCCGGCGCAGCUUGGCCGCGGCGGCGUUGUGGGCGUGACCAAUGUGCACAUGACGGAUGAGGAGGUGCAGAGGCUUAAAGCCUCCGCUGAGACCCUCUUGGAGCUUCAAAGCCAAUUGGAUAUUUGAGGGACGAACCGACCAUAUAGAUUAACAACAAUUACACAUCCUGCUUUGUUUAAUUUCCCCACUUUUUCUCUGAUUAAUGUUCCUUGUUUUAUUUUCCUGUAUGUCCUUAUUUGAGAUUAGCAAACGUUUGGAAAGCCUUGAUUUUUAUUA